Messenger RNA from Cyclopterus lumpus (lumpfish), 1428 nucleotides. It is a transcript of the gene trim35-13, whose product is annotated as tripartite motif containing 35-13. Gene Ontology annotation, molecular function: protein binding; zinc ion binding. Lineage: Eukaryota; Metazoa; Chordata; Actinopteri; Perciformes; Cyclopteridae. The record is from RefSeq and is a predicted model, not a curated record.
AUGAGCGCUGUGAAGACAAAUGGUCACCAGACGGUGCUCAUCUCGAGGGAUGACCUUUCCUGUCUAAUUUGUAGACAUAUUCUCAGUCAGCCAGUGGUGCUCACUUGCAGACACAGAUUCUGCAAAGCCCGUCUAAAAGACAGCUGGAGACACAAGGAGGGUGGCGAUUCACACAGCUGUCCUCUGUGCUGGCGCCGUUCCUCCAUGGAUCACAUCGUGGUGAGCACUGUGCUGGAGAAGUCCUGUGAAUCCUUCGAGAUGGACAUGCGCAAGAAUGACCCAGAGGCUUGUCAGGAGCACGGGGAAAAGCUAACAUUGUUCUGCUUGGAGGACUUGGAGCCCAUCUGUGGUUUAUGUGGAAAGGCAGCUGCACACACUGGCCACAGGCUCUAUCCCAUUCGGGAAGGUGCUCAUGACUGUAAGGAGGAACUGAAGAAUGCGCUGCUGCCUUUAAAAGAGAAGUUGCAACUGUACAAGAAGUCGAAAAUGGCCUGUGAGGAAAUGGCAGAACAUGUCAAGAACCAGGCUAAACAUACCGAAACACAGAUCAGAGACGAAUUUGAAGCCCUUCACCUUUUCCUGAAGGAGCAGGAGGCUGCCAGACUUUCAGCUUUAAAGGCCGAAGAGGAUCAGAAGAAUCUAAUGGUUAACCAGAGGUUUGAGGAGAUGGACAACGAAAUUGCGUCGCUCUCAAACACCAUCAGAUUAGUGGAACAGGAGAUGAAAUCUCAAGAUAUCCCAUUUCUUAAGAAUUACAAGGAAACAAUAAGGAGAACUUGGCGAACUUCUAUUGAUCCACAAAUGGCUGCUGGUGCUCUGAUCGAUGUGGCCAAUCACUUGGGCUGUCUGAAAUAUAAAGUGUGGGAGAAGAUGAAGAGCAUAAUUAAAUACAAUCCUGUGAUUCUGGAUCCAAAUACAGCAGCUAGCUGCUUCAUCCUCUCGGAGAACCUCACCGUCGUGCAGAACUCUACCCAGAUUUUCAAGCUGCCAGACAACCCGGAGCGCUUUGACAUAAGCGCCGAGAUGCUGGCUGCUGAGGGCUACACCUCUGGACGCCACAGCUGGGAUGUGGAGGUAAAGGACAACACCUACUGGGUGGUGGGAGUAGCCAGCGACUCCAUCAACAGGAAGGGCAAGCACGUACUGACACCGGCAGAGGGAUUCUGGACGGUACGGUUUCGCAACAGAGAGCACAAGGCCUGCACAGCACCGUGGGAGCCUCUGAACAUGACUAAGACGCCAGAAGUGAUCAGAGUAGUUUUAGACAUGGACCGAGGGAAGGUGACCUUUUACGACCCUAGAGAGAGAACGGCUCUCUACGCCUUCACAGAUGUCGUCACACCGAGAGCCUUUCCCUACUUUUGCUCUGCCUGCAAAGAGCACCCGCUGAAAAUCCUGCCCACGAGGAUAUCCGUGUCAGUGGACUAA